UUCUCUCUUUCCCAGAGGCGGACAACAGUUUUGAUCCUGCUUUCGACCGCAGAGAAUAAAAUCUCCAUCAAACACUUUUAUAGCUCUAGAGAGAGAAAGUAAGAGAGACGAACAGAGAAUUAUUGGCGGUUUGGCCACCUCCGUCAAAUUGAGUUCCCUCGCAACCAGAAAUAACCUACAUCUUUGAUGUGCCGUUUGGAGGCCGACGAAUUUUGUCCAAGGAUUGCAUUAAUGGAAAUUUAGUUCUGCGUGCAUCAAGCAGCACUAUGACAUCGUCCGUUCACAGCUUCUCUGAUAAUAGUGAGGCUGACGAACAACAAAAGCCUUCAUCUCCAGCUAAUGGAAUGUCUCAUCCUGGUAUUGCAUCCCCAACAAUGCACUAUGCAGGACCUGCUCAACUUGGAGUUGGAAAUGUAAUGGGAGCACAAACAGCUUACCCUUAUCCAGAUCCUUACUACAGGAGUAUAUUUGCUCCUUACGAGACACAGCCUUAUCCAGCACAACCUUAUCCUUCCCAGCCUAUGGUACACCUUCAGUUAAUGGGAAUUCAGCAAGCUGGUGUUCCAUUGCCGUCAGAAGCAGUUGAGGAACCUGUCUUUGUUAAUGCAAAACAAUAUCAUGGAAUCAUGCGACGCCGACAAUCUCGUGCAAAAGCUGAGUUAGAAAAUAAACUUGCCAAAUCCCGGAAGCCGUACUUGCAUGAAUCUCGGCAUUUGCAUGCACUGAGAAGAGCUAGGGGACUGGGGGGUCGUUUCCAAAAGAAGAGCGAGGACCAGAAAAAAGAAGUGGAAUCAAGUGAGAAACCACAGGACAACCGUAACCUGAAUAGCGAAAUGGAUGAUUCCAAGAAAAUGCCUCCUGCAGAUGUAGCCUAAAUUCAAGUUAAAAUCAUAAGAGGGUUGAGAUACAAGAAGCAGUUCCUCUCUAUUGUCAAUUUACAGAUUGGUUGCUGGUUCGUAGGUCUGCAGGGCUUUAAAUUGUAGUUGUGUAUGUGUACAUUCAAUCAGGUAGGUUUUUGUAGGGUACUGCAGUUGGCAGCAGAACGUCAAUUUCACAAUUGGAUUACUCUUUUAUGUAAGUUAAAGCUAAUUUUAGGAAUCUAGUCAGAUUGGCGCUCAUGGUUGGCAAGAUAGGGAUGAUUGUUGCGCUCAUAUUGUAUUGGUAUUCACUGUGUUCUCAACAAUGUUGAUAUUCUGAAUAAGCGUGAUA
Molecule: messenger RNA, 1209 nt
Organism: Sesamum indicum (sesame)
Lineage: Eukaryota; Viridiplantae; Streptophyta; Magnoliopsida; Lamiales; Pedaliaceae
Product: nuclear transcription factor Y subunit A-7
Biological process (GO): regulation of DNA-templated transcription
Cellular component (GO): CCAAT-binding factor complex
Molecular function (GO): DNA binding; DNA-binding transcription factor activity
Source: RefSeq, a predicted model, not a curated record